GAUAAUGCAACUAAUCUCCAAAUUACUUAACAACUCCAUCUUAUCCUGCAAUUUAUAUAAGCACACACCAUCUGCAGUUGCAAUAUAUACCGGCCAUUCAGAGAAUACUAGUCGUCUAGCUUAGGAAAAUCGCAUCAACAGACUGAAUCAACGACUUAAUAAUACUUCUUUCAUGGCUCGCGCUCUACUACUCAUGCAAAAGAAGUUCGCUAGCCUAUCUCAAAUAGGCUUUGCUACAGGAACAUUGUUCCUUUGUGCACUGGCGCUCUUCAUGUGUGCCAGCCAUUCAAGGAAAUGGAAGCGCAAGUGGAGAGCAUGUUAUGGCUAUGGUGAUCAGCAUGACCCUGUUAUUCAACUAAACCCUGAAGUGAUUGAUCAGAACUACCAAUUUGGAGGUGCUGAUCCAAGCACAUGUAGUGGUGAAGUCUCAAUAUGGAAGAAGAAUAUAAUCAUGGGUGGAAAAUGCCAGCUUCCUGAAUUUUCUGGUGUUAUAAUUUAUGAUACUGCUGGGAAUUUAGUUAAUCCUAAAACUCCACGCCCUCUUGCUCUUCCAUGGAAAGAAUAGUAUUAUUUGAGGUCGCCUUCAAAAGUUAUCGCAGUUUGGAUUUUCAAAAAUUUCACAUCAUAUCUAUGUAAUGAUAGUUUAUUUACUUUUCGUCUUUCUUUUUAUUAUUCUUUAUCUAUUGAUUUACCUCUCGUCUUUCUUUUUAUCA
Capsicum annuum is the source of this 713-nucleotide messenger RNA. RefSeq lists its product as uncharacterized. Bases 173 to 565 code for a protein of 130 amino acids. NCBI's taxonomy places the organism in Eukaryota, Viridiplantae, Streptophyta, Magnoliopsida, Solanales, Solanaceae. The transcript has a single exon. The record is from RefSeq and is a predicted model, not a curated record.